This is a messenger RNA of Aspergillus caelatus, 1428 nucleotides long. RefSeq lists its product as uncharacterized. The record is from RefSeq and is a predicted model, not a curated record. The coding region runs from base 1 to 1428 and encodes 475 amino acids. The transcript has a single exon. Gene Ontology annotation, molecular function: flavin adenine dinucleotide binding; NADP binding; N,N-dimethylaniline monooxygenase activity. Lineage: Eukaryota; Fungi; Ascomycota; Eurotiomycetes; Eurotiales; Aspergillaceae.
AUGGGUCCGAGAUACCGCAGCGUAGCAGUCAUUGGCACCGGCCCAUCGGGUGUUUCUGCCGUCAAGGCCUUGAACGAUGAGAAGAUCUUCGACACCAUUCGCGUCUUUGAACGACGAAAUCGAGUCGGGGGCCUCUGGCACUUUGACCCAAUCCCCGACCCUUUUCCGGCCUCUACUUCAUCAAGUGUGAUGCAGAGCAAAAUCCCAUCAAACUUUCCAACCUUCACACUCCCGGCACCUGAAGACACAACAGCGCGGACAGCCAUCUACGACACCCUUGACAGCAAUGUCGGCGCCGGAGCCAUGGCAUUCACACAUUCUUCGUUUCCAGAAGCCAAUUCCGCUCUAUCAGUCAGGCAAUAUGGGAAGUCGAAUCCCUCCCGUCCGUUCCGGGUUGUGGCUUCAUACCUAGAAGACCUGUUCAAGGAGUAUCUCCACCUCGUCUCUUUCAAUACAACAGUAGAGAGGGUAGAAAAGAAAGACGACAAAUGGACUGUCACGCUUCGGAAACCCGGUCAUCCUCGCAACAACCAGCCAGUAGAUUACUGGUGGCAAGAGCACUUUGAUGCUGUGAUAAUCGCAUCGGGACAUUACAAUGUCCCCUGGAUCCCAGACAUAGCAGGUCUGGACCAAGCCUCCAAUACCCAUCCGACGAACUUCGAACACUCGAAGGCAUUCCGCUCGGCGAAUGAUUACGUCGAUAAGAAAGUAAUCGUGGUCGGAGGGAGCAUAUCCUCCGCUGAUCUCGUAGCGGAUCUACACCCGAUCGUCAAGGGACCACUGUAUCUCUCCCAACGAGGGAAAAACGAAGCCUUGCAAGCUGCGUGGGAGCUUCCCAAUGUCGAGGGGAAGCCGACAAUUGAGCGCGUCGAGACAACCGAAACAGGAAUCAAUGUGAUCUUCGCGGACGGUAGUGUCAUCGAGAACGUGGACAAAGUCAUAUUCGCAACGGGCUUCAAGCUCGCCUAUCCGUUCCUCAGCCCCAAUCUUACCACGCCCAACAACCGCGUAGCUGGGUUCUACCAGCAUGUGUUCAAGAUCGGAGAUCCAUCGUUAGCGCUAGUAGGCCAGGUACGAGCGGCGAUUAGUUUCCGGGUCUAUGAGUAUCAGGCUGUCGCCGUGGCACGGUAUUUCGCUGGUCGGAACGCAAAGGCUUUGCCUAGUCCGCAGGAGCAGGAUCUGUGGGAGGUCGAAAGACUGAAGUAUAAGGGUCCAACCUCCCUCUUCCAUGAGAUUAAACCUGAUUUCAAGGAAUAUUUUGACUUCCUCCGUGAUUUAGCGGGCCCACCUGCACCGGGAACAAGUGCUUAUGAAUUGCCGCCAUGGGACGAUAAAUGGGCCGAGCUGGGAUUUGGGGUUUUAGGCCUGAAGGAUCAAUACUGGAAAUCUCUGAAAGCUGCUGCAGAGCAAGUGAGGGCUAAGCUGUAG